UCUCGUGUCUAGUAACACGUUAAAAAACGCCGACUCCGCGAGUUUAACUAAUCUCGCCAAACUCAACGCUGCAUUAGUGCCUGCAAGACUGUAUAAAUACUUCACGCAUUGCCCGUUCACGACGCUGCGCGCUUUAAUCAUUGAAAAUUCGUAAUUUCUCGGUGCUGGAAUGCUGUUUUCGAGGAUUCAUAGAUUUUGCACCCCUACCCCCACCCUUCCUCUCCCCUUUUAGGAUCAUUCUUAACUUCUCACCAUGCAGCUGAUGUAAGAGUUGAUUUUGAUAGAAUAAUAUAUAAAAUUGGUGUGAUGUCCAAAGUUUUCCAAAUUCGUGUUCUUUUCUAUGGACUAACUUACAUGAUGACACCCUUCCUUUUGCAGGUUCUCAACGGGUUGAUAGUUCAAUUUCUCCGAGUGCUCUCAACGUCCUAGAGAGGCUUGCCGAUUCGAGAGGCAUUGAGGAGAAAAGUUCAGCAUUGAGAUUUAUUUGUGACCUUUGUUUCAAAGGCUACAAAACAAAGAGUCUCCUAUUACGGCAUCAAAGAUACGAGUGUGAAAACGCUUUAGAGAAACCCUCUUUUCCUUGCAAUUUGUGCUCCUACGUCGCGAAACACAAUUAUCACCUGAAAAGACAUCUAGUCCUUACUCAUGGCAUCCAAAUGUCUCCCGUCUUCGUACCCCGUCGUCGUAGUCCUUCAGAAUUCAUCUGCCAUUAUUUCACCAUACUCCAACAGUUGUACAUCAAAACCGCUUUCUGGGAAUUUCCUCCCGAGUUCACACCUGCAGGCUUAUGUUUGCGAUUUUUGUGGAAAGUCCUACAAGGCAAAGAGUAAUUUGAAAAGGCACCAAACCUAUGAGUGCAAAAACGUCCUUGAGAAGCCGGUAUUCCCAUGCCCACAUUGUCGCCACAUCUCCAAACAUAAUUUUGACUUGAAAAAACAUUUGAUUCUGAAACAUGGGGUUAAAGUAAAGUGAAAAAAAACAACGAAACUAGCAUGCAGCAAUGCAGCAUUGCAGCACGUAAAAGUAAAAGGGCACAACUUCGUUUUUUCUAAAGUACCGAGAGUAGAAGAAAACGGAAACCUUUUUUGUCAUGAUGAAUUUGUUUUUCCUCUCAAGCUGAAAUUAAAGUUGAGAGAUAUCACUACCACUAAAAAUUUCUAAAGUUUACAUUAUUCUGUUCAUUUUUUAGGAAGGAAAAUGGUCUUUCUCCUUUUUUUCCUAACUUUCUUUUUGCCAUUAUGAGGACCAUUUGAGUUUACACUUGAUGAUCCUAAAACUUUUAUGGCUUAGCUCUAGAAUUUUGUUCUCCUUUUUUUUGAGCACAAAGAUAUCUGGAAGAAAGCACAUUUUGAAAUUCUAAUUUAAGACCAUCAAACGAAUUCAAUAUCUCAGUUUUAUUCCAUUAUUUGAAAAUUUUGAACACUUUGGGCGAAAGAUCCCCCCGUAAACUCUCAAAA
Molecule: messenger RNA, 1457 nt
Organism: Bemisia tabaci
Lineage: Eukaryota; Metazoa; Arthropoda; Insecta; Hemiptera; Aleyrodidae
Source: RefSeq, a predicted model, not a curated record